Ostrea edulis (European flat oyster) is the source of this 2812-nucleotide messenger RNA. Its product is annotated as heat shock 70 kDa protein 12A-like. The coding region runs from base 190 to 2121 and encodes 643 amino acids. The record is from RefSeq and is a predicted model, not a curated record. NCBI's taxonomy places the organism in Eukaryota, Metazoa, Mollusca, Bivalvia, Ostreida, Ostreidae. The transcript has 5 exons.
UCUCCCUCCCCAAAUAGAUUUCCCUUCCGAUGCCUAAGCAUGGGAUAUUAAAUGUACUCAUAAUCGCCUUUUAAAAAUAGAUAAUGACUUAGCAGGUAAUAUUCUAAUUUCUCUACCUGCACAGGUAAGUAAAACCGCUACUUUCGGUUUAUUAUCUUGACUUGAGUUCUUGUUCUUGUUCGAGGGGUGAUGGGUAACAAGCCUGUGAAACAGCGAUGGAUAGACGCCAAGAAUAGAUUUGUUGAAAGACGGUCUAGAUCUACGAAUUACGAAAACACACUCGUUAACGCAAAGCCUGAGGAAGAAGGAGAGUAUGCCAAACUGGCAGUUAGCGGUGUAUAUGAGGAGAUUCGUCGUUUAAAGGUUAGAGAUGAGCUGUUUGUGGUGGCCAUAGAUAUCGGGACAUCGUCUUCCGGGUAUGCUAUCUCUGUGUACGAUGAGUAUAAACGGGAUCCUCUACAAAUCAGCACUUUCAGCUGGAAGUCAAAGACAGACGGAUUCCAGCACUUCAAGACACUGUCUGCCGUUCUGAUGAAUCCGGACGGAGAAGUUCGGAGCAUUGGGUAUGAUGCAGAGUACCAUUACAUCAAUAUACUAUCAGAUCACGAACGCCAGGAGUGGUUUUAUUUCCAGAAUUUCAAGAUGAGGCUGUAUGAUCAAAAGAUAUCUCGAGAUCUUAUUCUUCAUGACGUUAGAGGAAAGCCCCAAAAAGCACUGAAGGUAUUUUCCUCCAUCAUAAAAGGGUUAAAGGAAGAUUUUGCAAGCCGACUGGAGGAACGAGUUAGUCAUUUUGGAGCAAAUUGUGUCGAUGAAGAGGUUCACUGGGUCCUUACUGUUCCCGCGAUAUGGGACGAGAAGGCCAAACAAUUUAUGAGAGUUGCAGCACAAGAGGCUGGAAUUUUAAACGACAAGCUUUCCAUCGCCCUGGAGCCGGAAGCAGCGGCCCUCUACUGCCGUUAUUUGCCGAUAGAGAAACUCUCUGGAUCGGAUUGUGACGAUGGAAAAUCCAAACUGAUGACAUUCUCCCCUGGAGCUCAGUAUCUUAUUGUUGACCUUGGGGGAGGAACGGUGGACAUUACUGUACACAAGAUACAAUCCGACGGUGCUAUACAGGAAGUGACAUCAGCCUCAGGCGGCGACUGGGGGUCUCUGGCUAUAAAUGACGAGUUCAUCAAAUUUAUGGAGGAUCUAACAGCACCCGAGAUCAUGAGGACCAUCCAACGAUCGCACCCCGAUGAUUUUCUGACUUUUAUGUCGGCUUUCGAAAACAAAAAGAGGGUUUUCUCAAAAAGCGACGAAAGAGUAAUUCUCCAGAUCCCGCAGUCCAUUCGUGAUAUAAUGUGCGAGAAACUUGGCAAGUCUAUGGAAAGCCACAUCGAGGAAAUUAAUAGAACACAGGAUGUGAAACUUCAGCGUGACAAAAUGUUUAUUUAUAACGAAGCUUUCACUAGUCUUUUGAAUGGCACGAUUGAGAAAAUAAUUCUCCAUGUGCAUGCCAUACUUGAUUCGCACAAACUCAGCGUAGACAGUAUUGUUCUUGUAGGUGGGUUUGCAGAAUGUGAUCUACUAAAGUCGACUUUUAAAACAUCAUUUCCGAAAACUAGAAUAAUUGCUCCGGAUGAUCCUGUCCUUGCAGUGCUGAAAGGUGCCGUAUUAUUUGGAAGAAAUCCCCAUGUUUUGCGGGCGCGGGUUUGUCGCUAUACAUAUGGGGUUUGCACCACUGUUGAUUAUAUCGAAAACCGUUUUCCUUCAAGUAAAAAGAUCAUUCUUGGAGGGAAAGCGCUCGCAAAAGACGUUUUUAACAUUCAUAUACAAGCAAAUGAGACGGUUCAUAUUGGGCAAAGAGGUAACGAGAAGAGAUACUUUUUAAACAGGGAUGACCAAGAUCGAUUACAUCUUGAAAUUUUUGCCACGAAGAACAGAGACCCUAUGUUUGUUACAGAUGAAGGGGUGGUUUAUUUAGGAAUGCUAGACAUCAUGGUUCCGAAGUUACAGACACAGUCCGCAGACAAACGUCACUUCCUCGUCAGUUUCCUAUUGGAUGGCACGGAGAUGGAGGUGGUAGCUGUUGAUUCUGCAACAAAUACAACAACAGCGACCAAAUUUGAUUUCAUUGGUUAAAAAUAUCCAAGUCAAUUGACGAAUGUACGGUAGAUACUUUCUUUGAUCACAGUAAAUGCCGAUACUCUUGCAUUUAUUAAUGAUACAGAAGAAAGUAUACUGUAUUGAUGGCUGUUUAGAUCCUAUUGCUUAGCAAUGGGUCAAGAACUACUCUAUGUGUACAAAGUAAAAUAGAUGAUAUUUUUAAAAAAAAUGAAUAAAGGUCCUGGUUCUCUGAUAAUUGUAAUGGUAUUAGGUAUAAGUUUAUAAAUACUAGUUACAUAGAGCAUUGCCGUGGCUGCUUUUUAUUAUAUGUAGAGCUUUGGUGUUUUCAUUGCGUUAGAGACCAGUCAAUAUUUAUCGGGGAGUUGGGACCGGUGCAAAAUGCAAUAGGACACACAUUUGUUUGGCUUGCAUACUUUUUUUUAAAAUUUCAACACUGAUAGGAAGUAAUAUUUUUUAUUGCAAAUGUAUCAAUGGGUAAAAAAAGAUAUAAAAUAGUAUUUCAAACUUUUUAAAAAUUCAAAUCCUAGAACUUGUCUAUCGUACAAACAAUAAUGCUGAAUUGUAUGCAUGCUUUAUUUCAUGUCCUAGUUGAAUAUACUAGAGGCAAUUUGCAAUGAAAUACUGGACCUUUGAAAUUUUUUAAUAUCAAAACAUGUCAUUAACAUUUAUAUUGUCUUGAUAGGGAUAAUAAAGAGAAUAUAAUUAU